Molecule: messenger RNA, 837 nt
Organism: Didymodactylos carnosus
Lineage: Eukaryota; Metazoa; Rotifera; Eurotatoria; Philodinida; Philodinidae
Source: the annotation of a GenBank genome assembly
AUGCCUCAAAACGAACAUAUUGAACUACAUCGUAAGCGACACGGUUAUCGUUUUAAUCAUUUUGAAAAAUUAAAGAAAAAAGAAGGUCGUUUACCACAUAUUCUCUCCAAAAAAGCCCAGACUCUACGAGGCAUCAAGAUCAAAAGUCAUGAAGAGAAAGAAACAAAACAACGGCAAGAUGUACCAGAAGGUGCAUUGCCUACUUACUUACUCGAUCGUGAAACAGAAACACGUUCUAAAGUAUUAUCAAAUUCAAUUAAACAAAAACGAAAAGAGAAAGCGGGUAAAUGGGAUGUUCCAAUUCCGAAAGUCAAAGCUGUUAGUGAAGCUGAAGUAUUUCGUGUUGUACAGUCAGGAAAACGAAAAAAGAAAGCGUGGAAAAGAUUGGUAACAAAACCAUGUUUUGUUGGCGAAGCAUUUACAAGAAAACCGCCAAAAUAUGAACGUUUUAUUCGACCAAUGGCAUUACGUUUUACUAAAGCUCACGUCACACAUCCCGAGUUAAAAGCAACAUUUCAAUUGCCUAUCCUAGGCGUUAAAAAGAAUCCGAGUUCACCAUUAUACACGUCACUUGGAGUGAUUACGAAAGGAACAGUUUUAGAGGUGAAUGUCAGUGAAUUAGGUAUAUUAUUUUCACAAGAACAAUAUUUUGAUAGUCGUGGUCUAUUUAUUUCCACUAUUUUAUCCAUACCAGUUCUUUUAAAUUGUUGUUUACUUGUGAGUUUUUGGCUUUGGGAGACGGUUGGUCUGUUGAAAAUAUGCGCAAAACGAUUAAAAAUAUCUCGACAAAAACAGCAACAACAAUAUGUACAAGAUGCUGAAAAGAAAAAGGACUAA